Messenger RNA from Tricharina praecox, 598 nucleotides. RefSeq lists its product as uncharacterized. Bases 197 to 571 code for a protein of 124 amino acids. The record is from RefSeq and is a predicted model, not a curated record. NCBI's taxonomy places the organism in Eukaryota, Fungi, Ascomycota, Pezizomycetes, Pezizales, Pyronemataceae. The transcript has a single exon.
UUUUUCUUUUUUCCUUUUUCCUUUUUUGUUCCCCUUCCUGUCCUGUCCUGUCCGUCUUGAACCUGUCAUCAAUCAAUCCCGCCCGCACGCACAAUCCGCAAUCGCAUCUACUCUUCCUAUCCGUCAUUCGCCAUUCACCGCACACCCACCAACUUACCCAGCACCCACCCACCACCUUCCAGCUUCGCUUCCGCGUAUGGGGCUGGCUGUGUUUGGAUUUUUUAGAGUACCUGCCUGCCUGCCUGGCUCGUGUAUGUAUGGUAUGUAUCGACCAGCAGGCCAGCCAGGGCCCCGGAUGCCAUUUGUAGCUGGCCAUGUACCUGCUCUGUUCUGGCUGGCUGCCACGCAACUCGCAACUCUCGCCAAACCCGUUGCUCAACACAACAUGCCCUACUUUGUACCUACUAUAUGUAGAGUAUCCAUCCAUCAUCCAUACACACCACCACCACACCGGCCGGCCGGGCGUGCUUGCGUUGCGGUGGUGGUGGUUCGAACAAGGAAAAAGCGAAAAGAAGAAGAAGGGAAAAGAAAAGAAAAAUAUAAUAUAAUACUUUGUAACGACAGGAAAUAAUAAUGAUAAUGAUAAUGAUAAUCGUAC